AUGACGAGUACUGCAACCAUCAUUCAUGCUACGUCAACAGCACUUCAGACUCCUGGUCCAGGAGCAUAUGUUCCACCAUCAACAUUCGGAAAUGAAUCUCCGAAAUAUACAAUUAGACAUCGACUAAAAAAUAAAGAAAAUGUAACAGGAAUACCAUAUCAAGCUAUUCCAUCAGAAUUUGGAACUGGACACAAGUAUACAUUCGGAAUUCGACCAAAAGAGAAAGAAAGAGAACAAUCUCCAGGUCCAAAUUACGUUCCACCACAAUUCGGAUCAGAUGCACCAAAAACAACAUGGCACCCUAGAACAGUUUCCAAAGAAAUGGCUCAAUCAACACCGGGACCUCUGACAUAUGAUGAUCCAACCAAAAAAUCUUCUCCAAAAUUCACAAUGAAAGCAAGAAAAUUUACUAGAGAUGAAGGAGUUAUUGAUUCACCAGGUCCUGCAGCAUAUAUGCCAAAUUAUUCAGUUGUUCUACCAAGUGCAAGAAGAAAUACAAUUCAUUCACGCAGCCCAGAUCCUAAAAACAAAUUCGUUACCCCAGGUCCAUAUGAUGUAAAGGAUCUUGACAAGCCUCAUGGCAUUUCAUUCCACUUUAAACAUAAAGAGCCAAAAUUUGAUCAAACACCAGGUCCUAAAUAUCAUACUGAAAGACAAACAGGUGCUGAUGCUCCAAAACUUACAAUCAGACCACGCUAUGCUACAAAAGAAAACAUCCUUGCAGCUCCAUAUCAAAAAUAUCCCGAAAUUUUCGGUACAGGAAGUCCAAAGAGGAGUUUUGGCAUUAGACCUGCAGAAUCAAAGAAGGAAACAACACCAGGACCCAACUAUAUGCCUCCAGAAUUCGGUUCUCAAUCUCCAAGAAUUUCAUUCCAUUACAAACCUCAAGAACCAAAGGCAAAGGCUACAUCUCCAGGUCCAAACUACCUUCCAACAGAUACUUCUGAAAAAAGAUACACAAUCAAAGGUCGUAAUUUCACUCCUGACGAAGGGAAGAUUUCUGGACCAGGUCCAGGUAAAUACAUGCCUAAUUACGAUCUCACUUUGUCUUCUAUCCCUAAGAUGUCAAUCCACGGCCAAAUCACUUCAUCUAGAAAACAGGAACAAACUCCAGAACCUCUUGGACCAUUCCCUAAUGAUACAGGACCAAAGUAUACAAUUGGAAGAAAAGAUUAUCUUUCUGUUAUUCCUGGCUGCGUUUUUUGA
Trichomonas vaginalis G3 is the source of this 1206-nucleotide messenger RNA. Its product is annotated as sperm-tail PG-rich repeat family. Bases 1 to 1206 code for a protein of 401 amino acids. The transcript has a single exon. The record is from RefSeq and is a predicted model, not a curated record. Lineage: Eukaryota; Parabasalia; Trichomonadida; Trichomonadidae.